AUGCCGGCCAGUGCGUACAUUCACAUUCACAUGAUGCAAAUAUCAGAAAAAACCCAACCUGAAUCAAAAACAAUACAUUACGGUGAAGCUCCAAGCAUUCAACCACGUCGUUACACACAAAAAGAAAUCAAAUUAUCUGAUGGGCAUUUCGUAUAUGAUUGUCCUGUGCCUACUGGGUUAACAACGAAAGUUCCUCUUAAAGAAAAGGAAUUUGAUAAAGUUAGAUAUACUGCUUGUACAUGUGAUCCUGACGAUUUUGAAAGAGAAAAAUAUACACUUAGACAAAAAACUUAUGAAAGAGAUACCGAAAUAUUUAUAGUUAUUACAAUGUAUAACGAAGAUGCAAAAUUAUUUGCGCGUACAUUUCAUGGGGUCGUAGAAAAUAUUCGCGAAUUAUGUGAACGAGAUAGAUCAGAUAUGUGGAAAAAAGAUGGAUGGGAAAAAGUAGUUGUAUGUAUUGUAUCAGAUGGAUUUGAAGAAAUUAAUAUAAGUACAAAAGCUUAUUUAUCGGCUAUAGGAGUAUAUCAAGAAGGGGUAGUAAAAAAGGAAGUAAAUAAUAAACCUGUAACUGCUCAUAUUUUUGAGUAUACAACUCAACUUUGCCUUGAUCCAGAAAAUAUGAAACCAUUAGAAGUACAUACACCAAUUCAAGUUUUAUUUUGUCUUAAAGAAGAAAAUACGAAGAAAAUUAAUUCCCACAGAUGGUUUUUUAAUGCUUUUGGGAAAAUUUUAGAACCAAACGUUUGCAUUUUAUUGGAUGCCGGUACAAAACCUGGUAAAAAAUCUAUUUAUCAUUUAUGGAAAGCUUUUGAUAAUAAUCCUUCUAUUGGAGGCGCUUGCGGUGAAAUUGUUGCAAUGAAAGGAAAAUAUGGAAAAAAUAUAUUAUCCAAUCCUCUUGUAGCAGCUCAAAAUUUUGAAUAUAAAAUGUCGAAUAUUUUAGAUAAGUCUUUAGAAUCCGUUUUUGGUUAUAUUACUGUGUUACCUGGUGCUUUUUCUGCUUAUCGUUACAAAGCUAUAGCGAAUCAAAUCGAUCCGGAAACAAAUGAAGAAGUUGGUCCAUUAGCCUCUUAUUUUUUGGGCGAGAAACUUCAUAAUCAAAAGUUAAAUGAUCAAAAAAUAAAGACUGGUUUAUUUGAGGCAAAUAUGUACUUAGCAGAAGAUCGUAUUCUAUGUUUUGAAUUGAUUUCAAAAAGAGAUGAAUCCUGGUUAUUACGUUAUGUUAAAUCAGCUUCUGCCGAAACGGAUGUACCUGAUAAAAUAAUCGAAUUAAUUAAGCAACGUCGCCGUUGGUUAAAUGGAACUUUCUUUGCUAGUCUUUAUGCUAUUUCUCAUACUUUUAACAUUUAUAGAAGUAAACAUAGUAUUUUGAGGAAAAUUCUAUUAUCAAUUGAAAUGUUUUAUCAAACUUAUAAUUUGAUCUUUUCUUGGUUCGCAUUGGGAAAUCUCUAUUUAAUCUUUUAUAUUUUAGGAAAUUCGGUUGCCCAAUAUGCAAACUGGGAAUUAAUAAUAUAUAAUGUUUUAAAAUUUAUUUAUAUAGCAUUAAUUGUUUUCCAAAUCGCAUUAGCUAUGGGUAAUAAACCGGGAAGUACAAGACUGGCCUAUAUAUUUUCUACAUUGUUUUUUGCGUUUAUAAUGAUUCAUAUGUUGAUUGCGAUAGGGCGGAUAACUUAUAUAAGUAUUAAAGACUCACAAGUAAAAAUAGAUGGUCUUAAUUUAAAAAGCAUGCAAAAUAUUCUUAGCGAUUUCUAUUUUAGAAAUAUUGUAUUAUCAUUAUUAAGUACCUAUGGAUUAUAUUUAGUUAUUAGUUUAUUAUCUUUUGAACCAUAUCAUAUGAUUAGUAGUUUUGCACAAUAUAUGUUAUUAGUACCUUUUUAUGUCAAUGUUUUAAAUAUUUACGCUUUUUGUAAUAUUCAUGAUGUUAGUUGGGGAACAAAAGGAGAUCCCAAGAAAAAAAAAGUACAUGAUGAAAAAGAGAAAGUCGAUACAAAAGGAGAUCAAAGUGCUACAGUAGAUGUACCAGAAGAUGUUGAUGAAGAAUACGAAAAAGUACGAAGUAUCUUAUUGGACCCAAAAACACGAAAUGAUUUACAAAGACAAGGGGAAACAAAAGAAAGACAAGAAGAAGAACAAAAGGAAUCAAAUGCGAAAUUUAGAACUUAUCUCGUAUCUUCUUGGAUAUUUUCAAAUAUGUUAUUAAUUUAUCUUAUAACUAAUUUCACUUCUACCUCAAGUUCAAAUAAUAUUUAUUUUAUUUUUAUACUUUGGAGUGUUGCUAUUUUAGCAGCUAUUAGAUUUAUUGGUAGUUGUUUUUAUUUAAUCCUCAGAUUAUUCACUGAAAACAUAUUUGGAUGAUUUUAUUAAGUUCAACAACAACAACAAUAAUAAUAAUGAAGUUUAGAAAUUUUUUAUCUUGCACGUAUAUAUUAGACAAUCAAAUUUUAAGAUUAAAAUAAGAAAUUUUCUUAUUCUUUUUUUUUACUGUAAAUGUUAUAUAUUUCCUAAUUUUUUAUCUGUGUUAAGAUUUGAGCGGUCAACUAUGUAAAUCAAAACUAUAUAUCAUAUAAAAAUUUAUUAUCAAAGAUUUUUUUUAACCAACAUAAAAUAACAAACAUAAGUUCUAUUAGUUCUAUUUUAUUUUUUACCUAAUAUCUAGUAUACAACUAAAAGGAGUUGACGCAAUUUCUGUUUCCUUGUUACUUUCUUGAUAGUAUUAUUACAAGAAACAUUAUGUCAUUCUCCUAAACUCUUUUGAGCUGCUUUUCCAAACUUGAUAUUUUGUUUAUAUGUAAACUC
Rhizophagus irregularis DAOM 181602=DAOM 197198 is the source of this 2793-nucleotide messenger RNA. RefSeq lists its product as uncharacterized. Gene Ontology annotation, molecular function: chitin synthase activity. The record is from RefSeq and is a predicted model, not a curated record. Gene Ontology annotation, cellular component: cell septum; cell periphery. NCBI's taxonomy places the organism in Eukaryota, Fungi, Glomeromycota, Glomeromycetes, Glomerales, Glomeraceae.